UUAAAACUCAUCGGAGUUUAGUCAGCCCCUUUUUCUUCUUCGGUAAUGUGCUGGAAAUUAGGUUUUUUCAGAAGGUGAAAUUUCGCGUGGGAUCAUGAGGCCGAUCUAUUGCGCCAAAUUCGGGUACCAGACUCGAGAGUCGGACUUGAAGAGUUUGUUCUCCCAAUACGGAAAUGUUGUGCGAAUUGAAAUGGAAACAGGCUAUGCUUUUGUUUAUUUCGAGGAUGAAAAUGAUGCGGAAAAUGCCAUCCGUGGUCUUAAUGGUCGCAAACGAUCUGAGCCUGGGUUUCACAGAUGCAAAUUAGUAGUUGAAUGGGCCAAGAAUAACCGUGGUUCGCAUGGCAGUUCGGGAUAUUAUCCAAUACCGAACAUAACCCUUUUUGUGGCAAACUUUGACCCUAUUCUUACCAAAAAUCAUGACAUAAAAAGACACUUUGAGCCUUAUGGGAAGGUUCUUAGUGUACGUAAACUUUCGGAAUAUGCUUUUGUGGACUUUGAAACUCAGGAAAAUGCCACAAAAGCUCUGGAGUGCACCCAUCUGAGUACGCUUUUUGGUAGAAUUAUUCGUGUUGAGUAUGCUUCUUCAAGGCCGGGUGAUGAUGAAAAGGGUAGGUGUGAUGGUCCUUCAAAUCCAAGGGCCAUGACUCCUGACCCUGAGCAAGCAAGUCCUGUUGAUGAUAGGUGUGAUGGUCCUUCAAAUCCAACAGCCAUGAGUCCUGACCCUGCGCGAGCAAGUCCUGUAGAUGAUAGGCGCGAUGGUCCUUCAAAUCCAAGGGCCAUGAGUCCUGACCCUGCGCAAGCAAGUCCUGUUGAUGAUAGGUGCGAUGGUCCUUCAAAUCCAAGGACCAUGACUCCUGACCCUGCGCAAGCAAAUCCUGUUGAUGAUAGGUGUGAUGGUCCUUCAAAUCCAACGGCCAUGAGUCCUGACCCUGGCGAGGAAGUCCUGUUGAUGAUUGGUACGAUGGCCCUUCAAAUCCAACGGCCAUGAGUCCUGACCCUGCGCGAGCAAGUCCUGUGCGCAAUAUAGAAGGUAUAGGUCAUCCGUGCCAAGGCCGCGAAAGUGAUGAGGAAGUAGUGAGCAGCAGUCAGAAACGGAUGAAGUCAUAAGACUAGUGUUGACUAAUAGCAUUUAGACGAAUGGAAGAUUAUGAUUGAAACUCCUUUUCUUGCUAUCUUAUUGCAAUUUUAACUCUCUGUACAUACAAUUCUUGCUAGCAAUGUGCAAAAUAAUACUUCGUCAUUUUGUCA
This is a messenger RNA of Salvia splendens (bonfire salvia), 1248 nucleotides long. RefSeq names its product serine/arginine-rich splicing factor RS31-like. The record is from RefSeq and is a predicted model, not a curated record. Gene Ontology annotation, molecular function: RNA binding. Bases 95 to 988 code for a protein of 297 amino acids. The transcript has 6 exons. Lineage: Eukaryota; Viridiplantae; Streptophyta; Magnoliopsida; Lamiales; Lamiaceae.